Messenger RNA from Apis dorsata (giant honeybee), 651 nucleotides. RefSeq lists its product as uncharacterized. NCBI's taxonomy places the organism in Eukaryota, Metazoa, Arthropoda, Insecta, Hymenoptera, Apidae. The record is from RefSeq and is a predicted model, not a curated record. The transcript is spliced from 4 exons. Bases 106 to 651 code for a protein of 181 amino acids.
AUAUCAUCAUGUAGAUCUAUUUUGAAAUCAUUUCCUAUUUCAGGUAAAACAAUAUAAAUAAAAGUAUUUAUAAAAUUUUUAAUUUUCUUCAUUUUAAUUUAGAAUAUGUUGAAUGUUGCAGAAUACAGUGAAAAGACAUCAUCCUGGAUAGAAUAUGUUGAUGUAGCUUUACAAGUAGAAAAAGAAACACGUGAUGUAGAAGUACAAAUCAAUGAUCAAGUUGAUAAAUAUUUAAAUAAAACUAUAACAGUAUCUACAAUGUCACAAACAUCAUUCACAUCCAAAUCUAGUGACGAGGAUAACAGUGUAGUAGAUCUAGACAAAAGUAGUACACAAACAAAUAAUCACGAGGAACAAAGUUUUGAAUGUGAUGCAUCUUGUAGUGAUAGCUCACAAGAUAUUGAAAGUCCAACAGAAUCUGAUACUGAAAUAGGGACAGAAUCUGAUUUUGAUCGGCAUAAUAGUAUUCACAAAGGAAUUAUCAUUCAAAAAGAUUCUGAAAUCAUUGUCUUAAAAAAUGAACUUUGUGUAAGAGAUGCUGAAUUAGAAGAAUUACGUGAUAUGAAUAAACAUUUGGAAAUUUUAUUAAAAGAAAAGGAAAGUUUUAUACACACUCAACAAGAGAAUCUUAAAGCAAGUUACAAAAUAUAA